AAUGUGAUGGAUGAAUUAUCUGCCCGAGGCUGAGCUGAGGGAACGUCAAGCAGAAAUGCCGUGAUCACAAGGAUUAUUUUGGAUCUGUGGCGAGAGGACUGAAGAUAAUACAGAGGAUCAUAGGUUACACACAGUACCAGGAAUGUGUGCAGGAUGAGCAGCACAUUUGUCACAUUAGCAGAAGUACUGGAGGCACGAGGGGGACCUCUGCUGGAGGAGGAGGUCUGGUCCCUGCUCCUGGGCACUGCAGAAUCCUUAGUGGACGUCUACUACAAGGGUCACAACAAUAUGUGCAACAUCAUAAGCCCCACCUCCUUGCUGCUGUCAGCCACUGGCACCCUAGCGUUUAAGAACUGUGGCCUAUCAGACGACGUAUCGACCUUCACUGCUCCAGAGAUGCUGCAGGGCCGUGCCAGCUCAACCAAGCCUGCCACAGAGAGGAUGCUGGUGUAUUCACUGGGCAUGACUCUCUACUGGUCAGUGGACUUUCACCUACCUCAGAACCAGCCGGUCCAGCUGAGUGACCAUCUAAACAGCCUCCUGCUCAGCAUGUGUGAGGACCUGGCCCAUCGCAGAGUGAACCUCAGCUCCAUCCUGGAGGCCUGCGAGUGUCAGCAUAAAGCCGCCGUCCUGCCGCCGCCCGCCAAAGUCGUCCGGCAGCUGGUGGAGGAGGUCUUUCACGAAUCAGUGAGUCUAGACACCUUCCUACAGUGUGUUCCUGUCUGCAAGCAUCUCAGCUUCCCUCUGGGUCAUUGUAUGGACCAAGGCUCUCUGUCUGACACUAACGUCCCACUGAGCGGCAGGAGCCAGAUGAUCAGGGAGCGACUUCACCGAAAGAGGGGCCCGUUUUCAGACUUCAGUGAAGGGAGUGCUGAGGGGAGAAGAUACUCAACGGACUCAGACUCAAAGUCAGGGAGUUUACCUCAAAGACCUUGGAGACAAAGACCAAGGAGUUCCCCCACCCCGCUGUAUCAUUCUUCUUUAGACAGACUCCCUCGCGGGGUUCGUCACCGGGACAGCAACUCCAGCUGGCUCGGUCGGAGCCCACACCACGACACCUCUCCCAAGGCGUCAGGCAGGUCUCACAGUCCGUCCAUCACCUUCAGCGAGUCAUCGCUCAGCCUGAGUCAGAGGAAAGCUAAGGCGCUGGGUCCCGAGUUCGUCAGAAUGCCAGACGAACAGCAAAUAGUUCUGGAGCUUCCAGGAUCCAUUGUGUCCAAAAAGGGUCGUUCAUGUUCGUCUCAGAGAGAAGUGACCGUGGUGCUGCCUAAUGGGCAGUACGUGGUGGUUCGUUGUGACAUCAGGACCAGGUCAAGAGACGUGUUUGACAUGGUGGUGGCUCACGCUAACUUGGUGGAACACUUCUACUUUGGCCUGGCCUUCCUGGAUGAUGAUGAGUAUUUCUUUUUGGACCAUGAAACGAAAAUCUCCAAAGUUGCGCCUGACAGUUGGAAAAAAGGGCAGAUCUCCUCCUUCUUGGUGUUUCUUCGAGUCAAAUUCUUUGUCGAUGACAUCUGCUUUGUUCUGCACAGGCUAACCCGUCACCAGUACUACCUACAGCUUCGUAAGGAUAUACUGGAGGACAGGCUGUACUGUAACGAGGAGACCGGCCUGUUUUUGGCUGCUCUUGCUCUGCAGGCUGAGUUUGGAGAUUAUAUGCCUGAGCUGUAUGGGAAGAAUUAUUACCAGCCUGAACAUUACGUGUCCAAGAGGAUGCUAGAGAAGCUGGCCCUGCCCAGCAUCAAGGAGGAGCUACCAAGACUACAUACAAGUCAUGCCCAGAUGCUCCCUGAAGAGGCAGAGACCGAGUAUUUAAAGAUUGCCCAGCAGUUACCUGAGUAUGGAGUUAUGUUCCACCGUGUGGGAAGAGAGAGAAGACCACUGAUUGGAGAGCUGGUUCUGGGAGUAUGUGCCAACGGAAUCAUCAUAUACGAGACCAAAAACCACCUCCGCACUGUCACAAGACGCUUCCUCUGGAGGGAAACUGACUCCAUAUCCACAGGCCGGCGUAAACUGAUUAUCGAGUGCGGCGGCCCCAGCGGGAGGAAGCACAGCUUCGUGACAGAGAGCUCCAAAAUAGCGCAGUACCUCCUGAACCUCUGCUCAGCACAGCACAAGUUCCACAGCGAGAUGACGUCGCGACAACUCAACCACACGCUCAUACCUGACGAAAGCAUGGAGAAGUACAUGUCUGUGUACCUGGGCCGUAACCUGAACCUGAAGCGCAUGUCCUGCUCUGAGGGCAUGCUCAACCACGUGGGCGUGACGUCCGGCCAACCCGACUGUCUCUCCAAGUCCUGCGACGACCUGACUGCCAAACUGGAGGCCCGACUCCGCCAGCAGAGAGAGAUGAGGAGGGAGAUGAGCAGGGAGCUGAGCAAGGACGCGCCCGAAGCAGGGGGCCACAGGGACGUGAAGGACGGACAGUGCUGGAGCUCUCCAGAGCCGAUUCCCAGAAUGAUGUCCAGUGUUUCACUACAGAAGCAGGACUCUGAUGCCUCGUCCAGCAUUCGAGUUGAUACCCCGACCAGGACCCCACCAGAGAGAGAGAUAGUCUGCGUGACCUUGAAGAAAGACGCCAAACUUGGUUUUGGCUUCGUGAUAGUCGGAGAGGACAAUACUGGUAAACUUGAUCUUGGGAUCUUUAUUGCUUCCGUUGUCCCUGAUGGGCCUGCGGACAAAGAUGGACGGAUCAGACCCGGUGGGCGCCUCAUCUCCCUCAACAAGACCAGUUUGGAAGGAGUGACCUUCAGCGACGCCGCUGCCAUCUUACAGAGCAGCCCUGAAGAGGUGGAGCUCAUAGUGUCGCAGCCUAAACAGUCUCCUAAAGACAGGAAGGGGUCCCUGAGCACCCUCGGCAUGUCGUUGGACAAAAGCUUCGGCUCGCAGACCACCCUGAGUGGGACCGAGUACCGUCCAGCUGUGGAGGAACUGGAGGAGGCCAUCGCCCUGUCCAGCAUGACGACCCCGAAGCAGAGCCGGAGGUUUCACAUCCCCGUCGUACGGAUACACAACGCCCAGGAUGCAUGUUCCAGGUCACCCUCUGUUAUAAGUUUGAAAACAGGGGAGCGCUUUAACGUGGGGCUAAAGAAGCGCAGUGGCAGCCUGGGUGUCAGUGUUGCUGGAGGAAUAAACACUAAUAUGCGACAUGGAGGAGUUUACAUCAAGAGCCUGGUGCCUGGAGGAGCUGCAGAGCAGGACGGCCGCAUUCAGAUCGGUGACAGACUGCUGGAGGUUGAUGGGUCUAACCUGAGGGGCGUGACUCACCAACAAGCUGUUGAGUGCCUAAAGAGAACUGGGGAGGUGGUAAACCUGCUUCUGGAAAGGGAACCUACUGUAAUCCUGGAGCACAGACCCGACUCAACCUGCCCCCUUUUUACCCACCCACAGCCCCCGAGGACGGAGGUCUCCAUGGAAACGACCUUGACUGGUCGAGCCAAGGACUACAGCUUUGUGACUGAUGAAAACACUCACGAAGUGGUUCUGAAGAAGAGUUUGUCGGGCCUCGGCUUCAGCUUCUACAUCUCACAGCUGCACUCGGGGCCGGAUCGAGGCAGCGUGGUCCGCAUCAAGCGCCUGUUCCCGGGUCAGCCUGCGCUGGAGAGCGGCCUGCUGCGAGAGGGAGAUGUGAUCCUGUCUGUCAACAAAGAGCCUGUCAAGGACCUGUCCUACCAGAGGGUUUUGUUCCUGCUACGCGGCGCUCCAGCUGAAGUCCACCUGCUGAUCUGCCGACCAGGUCCUGGAGUCCUGUGCGACGCAGAUGACAACUCAUUGAGUCCCGCCUCGUUCCGCGAGUUCCGAUCCCGGUCUCUGGACAUCCGCCUAGGAGAGGACUACAGCCAGCUUCUGAAGUUUCAGCCUAACGCCAUACUUCCCCAGACACAAGUCCCCACACUAGAGGAGGAUGUGACCAAUGUGGACCCAGAACCUCCUCUUGCUGCUCCAGCGCUGCCAGAAUGCCAGGAGAGUGUAGACGGUGACGGCCAGGCCAACCACAGUCCCCCAUCACCCCUUCACUCACCCCCCUCACCCGCCUCACCUACAUCACCUCCGUCACCAGUCUCUCCAGCAUCGCCCGCCUCUCCAGUGUCGCCUGCCUCACCCGCCUCGCCCGCCUCACCUCCGCCUCCGCCAGCUCCUCUGGAGUCGCAGCCAGCUGCUAAACCACACGACAAACAGGAAGUAGAAGCAAAGAAGGCUGAAGAUGAAGAGGGGGAGGUUGAAAUAACAUCAAAUUCCACUGUGACGCUUAGAGACAUGUGUCCUAAGUCUGCUUCAAACCUUAUAUAUACCAGUGGAGUGAGAGAAGAAGCAGAUGGAAGUGUGACCUACAGCCUUGUGGGAAAUGGGCUGACUAUAACGGCCGAUGAGGAGUACCUGACUAUCAGCUCCACCCUGGAGCAUCCUCACAGCUUCGCCCCCAGUGUGGCCUCUCACAGCCAGGCAUCCACCCUCCCAGGCUUCAUGCCUCCGGCCCCUAACAUCUCACCGCUCGCCCCUUCAUCCGACGCCACGACCACUUGCUCCCUGGCCCACCCCUCCCAGCCACUCACCACACAGCCUCCCAAAUCCCAGCGCCUCCCUAUCCAGCAGGGGCUUCUUCCCAGCCACUACAAACUCAUGUCCCGGAGCAUCCGGCCUGCGGCGCCGCCACCGCAGCCUCCUUCUCCGCCUCUGAGCCCCAUCACAGCUCAGGUCAUAUCUUCUGUGCCUCCCUGUGCCAGUGCGUCCACCUCGAUGCUGCCGCCUACAGUGCUACAGUCCCCUCCUGCCCAGUGCCACAUAAAACUUAGGGAGGAGCCCCAGGAGAGGGAAAGGGAAUACAGGGAUGAUGCCAAGGAUGAUGACGACGAGUAUGAUGAGGAAGAAGAAGAGAGUCGAAGAAAAGGAAUUGUUAAAGAGUUCGAGCUCACGGUGUUUCUGACCAAGUCCAGGAGCGGAAGCUUCGGGUUCACCAUCGCUCGAAGCAAACUGGACAACUGCUACUACAUCCAGGAAAUACUGGACAACCCAGCCAAGUCCGAUGGACGGCUCAGGGCCGGAGACAGACUCAUCACGGUGAAUGGGCACGACGUCACGAGCGUGGCGGAUGACGCCGCCAUGACGAUCCUCAGAUCGUCUCCCAGAAGACUGAACAUGACCCUGGGGAGGGCGGUGUCGAACCUGGUGGCCCCGCCUCCCUGCGACAGCCUGCCAGAUGUUGUGCUCUAUAAGACGCCCUCAGGCCAACUCGGUAUCAAGCUGACAGGAGGCAUUGGCAGCAAGUGGCAGGGCAUCUACUGUCUGGAGGUGGUCCCAGGCUCCCCAGCCAGCGAGGAGGGCAGCGUCCAACCCAACGAUAAGAUCCUGUACAUCUGUGGGAGGUGCACCCUGGGCAUGACGCUAGAGGACGCGGUCAAGGCCUGCGAGAUCGCCCCUCGCAAGGUUAAACUCAAAAUCAUCAGAGACGACCAGCCAGUGACGCCCAAAGCAAAGUGGAACGGCCUGUUCGACUGGAAAAAGGACAGGAAGUUCUUCGCUCGCUUUGAAGAGCCUGUCUCUCCGGACAAAGAGUCGCCUCCUGAAGAUGUGGAAGCUGCGUGCAGGGCUGCUGCUAAAUUCAGAUGUCUCUCUCUCACCCAAGACCACAACAGCUGCAUCAUGCAAGUGGAGUUCACGAAGCCUGAGGGUGCGGGGCUUGGCUUCGCGUUGGUCGGGGGAACCAAUGGCAGCAUCCUCAGAGUGAGGGAGAUCUGCUCGGGUGGAGUAGCUGAGCAGGACGGUCGGCUGAGAGUGGGAGAUAUUCUACUAGAGGUGAACGGUGUGAUUGUGUCCGGCCUGAGCCACAGCAAGGUGGUGGACAUCCUGCGCAGGGCCGAGGGCACGGUGCAACUCACCAUCUGCAGGGACAUCCUGCCGCUCACCUACUCGGAAACGCCCACGCCGCCCAACAUGUCCGCCCAGACCGAAGCUAUUUUAGCCGAGCAGCCGGCUCCCGCGUCCUCCCCUGACGCCCGCUCCUCCCCUGACGUCACGCUGGGCAGACCCUCCGAGCCCGCAGAAGCAACUUCAGAGCAUGUGGUUAAUGAAACAGCUGUUGUUCUGACGUCACCACCUCCGCAACACAGGCUGACCACUGUAACAGACGAGACUCUGGAGAAACAGGAGAGCUGUAACAGCACCCCUUCUCAUCAAGCUUGCUGCCCAUCUUUAAGUGUCACUGACAUGUUGCAUGGAGCUUCUGACAGGAAACAAAUUGUGACCAAACUUUUGGACCAGUCCUGCAAAGACAAGCGGAAAACCCAGUCAGACGGCUGGAGCAGCGAAGAAGAGGAUGACGACGUGUUUGACAGCACCCGCCAGGAAACGACCUCACCGCAAACAGGUCCACCUAUAAUUUCAGAGGAGGAACUGUCCAAAUUAACUCUCAUUAGCCCGGCUAGGACCAGCCAGUACUCGGGUUCCAGGGUCAAGGCUCUGAUCCAGAUUCUGCAGCAUCAACUGGACCAGCAGGAACUGGUCAAAGAGUUUAUGGCCCUGGAGCAUUUGAAGCCGUCUGACAACUGUGUGGUGGGAAAAGCCCCAGAGAACAGAGAUAAGAACCGCUACAGAGACAUCCUACCCUAUGAUGAAACCCGGGUUCCCAUCGGAGACGAGCAGGACUACAUCAAUGCCAGCUACAUCCGCAUGCAGGCUGGCGAUGAUAAGUUCUUCUACAUCUCCUGCCAGGGCCCUCUGCCUUCCACAGUGCCGGCCUUCUGGCAGAUGGUCUGGGAGAACAAAUCGGACGUCAUAGCCAUGAUGACCCAGGAAGUGGAGCGCGGACGCAUCAAAUGUCACGUGUACUGGCCAGAGAGGCUGGGCGUUCCCCUGGAUACCGGCAGGUACAAGGUUCACCUGGAAAAGCGGCAGCACCUGGAGCACUUCCACAUCAAGGUUAUCCGCAUGGUGGAGACGGAGACGGGCGAGACCCACUUCGUCCACCACCUGAAGUUCACACACUGGCCCGACCACGGCGUGCCGCAGUGCUCUGAGCAGCUGGUCCGCUUCAUCCGCUACCUGAGGACCGUGCACCACAGGGGGCCGCUCACCGUGCACUGCAGCGCCGGCAUCGGACGCACGGGGGUUCUCAUCUGCACCGACGUCAUCCUCAACCUCAUCGAGUUCGACCUGCCCAUCAAUGUGAGCGACAUUGUGAAGGAGAUGAGACUUCAGCGCCACGGCAUGAUUCAAACCAAGGAACAGUACCUCUUCUGCUACAAAGUCUGGCUGGAGGUGUUACAGGGCAUUUUACAGCUUCAUGGCAACCAAUGGCAGCCGGAAAGUCCCCGAGAACACAAAGUGGUUUGAAUGUUCCCACCUGCACCGCCCACCACCUGUAAAGCUGCGUGCAGUGUAUCAGACCGGUGGUAACUUCUCUUUGGCUAGCGUGUGUUUAUGUGGCUAUAGUACGAGCCCUGUCCUCCUUUCUUUUUAUACUUUAGUGCUGAACGUUUUUGUUCUGACAUGCUGUUGGUGCGGAGUUUAUGUAAUUUUCAUUAGAUCCGCCUCCUCAGGCUUAGUGCUUUGCCUUCAUCUACAGUAGCAUCUUUUUUUAUUUUCUGUCACUAUUUUGAAUAUCUUUUCAUUGGCAAAUUGCAUUUAUUUUAUUAUUAUUAUUUUAUUGCAUGGAUUUGAAAUAAUAUUCACAUCUUUUGCUUGCAUGUGCUGUCACUACUGUCAUCGACGUGCACAAGUGUAUCAUCAUCCUGAGAGUGGUAUAAUUUUACAUUGGCCGAUUAACAUUAUUGAUUUUCUAACUUUAACAUUCGGGGGAAAUGAAAAGAAUCAAGUGCCUUGGAAUGAGUUCCACCACUUGCACCAUUAUGACCCAGAUUGAAUGUGCGAUUGUGCUCUGAGGUGGACGUUUGGUUGAUCCCGACCAGGACAGGAUUACAUCUCAACCUUAGCUCGUUCAGUUGCAGCUUCGAAACGACGUAACUUUCUGCAGAGCUUGUCAGUCUCAUUUCGGUUGUGGGCCCAUUUUCUACGAAGUGUCACAGUGAAAGUUCUUCUACACUUAUUCACAAGCUGCACACGCCGAUGCAGAUAAACGAUGGCUCAACAUGACAAAUUUAACAAUACCGGAAUAAUUGAAUAAGGCAUUAACAUUGAGAAUUAUCAGUAUUUUCUAAUGUACACAAAUGAUUUACUGUAAUGUCAUUUGAAUAAUUAGAUGCAAUUUGCUAUGUGACACCAUCCUUUAUCUGUAUUCAUAGCUGUUUUAAUACAAAUUUAGCCAAAAAUGCAAAAAAUAUGAGGUUUACAAACUUCCAUUUUGUCACUAUAGAUGUAUAUGAUGUACAAAGCAAGGCCACCAAGUCAACCUCUGGAUGUAACUGCUCGUAAGCUUUAUUCUGUUCCGCUGCUACACCACACACCAGCUGCCGUAAUGCAUGCCGACUGUUAAAGUGCAGGCGUUUGACGUGGAAUGUAACAAAGCAAUACUCUGGGCGAGGAGGUGGGUCUGAAUGAGGGGGCCUCGCACCCAGUGACAGCUUCCUGACUGUCCGGAGCAUGUUGGCAAGAUAUAUGCAGUACUGUACCUUUUCUCGAGGGUGGCCACGCGGAGCCGCCCGCCUCUGUCCUUUGAAUGCGCCGCCAUCUCCCUCGGCGAGGACGCCGCCGCCUUCUCUCUGAGGCCGUUGCUGCUGUGGCUUCUCCUCAGAGCUUGCAGCGAAAAAGACUCUUGGAAGGAGCAAACACAAGCACACGCUGUGUUCAUCUGUGAAAACGCACCUUGUACAGUCAGGCAAGUGCUUAUGCAACAGUAUUGUGAGAUGUAAUAACCCUUAAUUGCUAAAUGAAUAUAUUGUCAGUAUGUAACCCUGACCAUGUAAUACCUCUCUCUUUAAUUAAAAACAAUUCUGACUCUU
Messenger RNA from Betta splendens (Siamese fighting fish), 8894 nucleotides. It is a transcript of the gene ptpn20, whose product is annotated as protein tyrosine phosphatase non-receptor type 20. The coding region runs from base 154 to 7329 and encodes 2391 amino acids. Gene Ontology annotation, cellular component: cytoskeleton. The transcript is spliced from 47 exons. Gene Ontology annotation, molecular function: protein tyrosine phosphatase activity; protein binding. The record is from RefSeq and is a predicted model, not a curated record. Lineage: Eukaryota; Metazoa; Chordata; Actinopteri; Anabantiformes; Osphronemidae. Gene Ontology annotation, biological process: protein dephosphorylation.